AUGUCGUGCUUUGUUCUUGGAACUAACCAUCAGCUACUCUUCCAGCUUACACUCACGUUGCCGGUGGUGGUGAUGGCAAUCGUGUCCGAGCUGAGUGUAGCAUCGGCCGAGGCAGCCGAGCGGCGGCGGCCCCUGUUUCGCCGGGCGAAACCCUCCACGACGCAGGCAGCCACCACCGACGACAGCGAGGGCUCGGAAACGAAGAUCAAGACGCCCGGGAAGGAUCUCUACACCGUGAGCGACUCGUUUUCGAUCGCCGGUAACACUGGAACCGAUGCGGCUCCGUCCGGGAGCUUCGCAGCGGAUGGCGAAAAACUGUCGUCAUUCUCCGAGUACAGCUUCGGCAGUACGAAGCUGUCCGCGGGCAGCGACUUCCACGGAGCGCACGGUUCGGACGAGGAGUCCCCAGGAUAUGGCGCUGGUUUCAAGAACCACAAGACCAAUGGUCUGCUGCCCACGACCUACGCCAGCAACAAGGAGCGCAAGCAGGGCCCGUUUGACUUUCUGGCCGGGGAUUACGCCAAGCCCAAAGGAUCACUGGGGAACGCAGCAGGAAUCCAGCAUAGUAACGCCUCUCUGCUCGGUUCGAAGCUGAAGCUGACGCCAACCCUGUCGGCGUCCUCGUCGGCGAUUAGCAGCAAAUUCUCGAUAUCACAUUCACCAGCAACCAGUGGCAGUAAGGUGAACAGCAAGCUCGCCCAUCUGGAUGACUCGACCGAGUAUGAUGUCUACUCCAGCCUGGGACACUCGUCGUCGUCGUCGAAAAGCAAAGUGAGCGGCGCUUCGAGCAAGUAUCGCCCGCUCGCGGCCAGUACGUCGUUCACUGCGAGCGGAUUGGACGGCAAGGUCAAGAAAGUGCCGUUCAAGUACGAGGACGGGGCCGGCAGCAGUCUGGCAGCAGGAGCGGGCAAAGGAAAAGGGACGAAGACGAAGUUAGCGCUGGAGCACGAUGGCGGCAACGUGUUCGGAGGCUUCGAGGAAGCGUACGGCAAGCACCAGCAGCAGCAGCAGCACGGAUUUCAGGGCUCCAAGGGCUCCAAGUUCAACUUUGCCGAACCACCCCCGCUCGUCAAGUCGACCCUCAACACCCUGAAACACUUCGGCGAGGGACUGCUAGGUAAUGGCCCGGACGGACCGCCGUAUGGGUCGGCGUACGAGGUCGACAGCGAUGAGUCGGGACUAGUGGGCCUGCCGCCCAGUAGCUUGCACUCAGGGCCGAGCUUUGGCCCGAAAUACGGCUCACCGUCGUCCUCGUCGACGUACUUUGGUCAUUUCGGUGCCAGCCCGACCGUGGCCGAGAGCCACGAGGUGUCCGGUGAGCGAGCUCCGGGUCUAAAGUCCAAGUUCCCGAAGUCGUCCCUGUCGCUAGCGCCGGGUGGCAAGUUCGCUACCGACUUUGACGUGAAGAACAUCAAGCUUACCGAUAGUGCCCAGCAACAGCACCACCACUACCACGUGCAACACCCACACGCAUCACACGCCACAACUGGUAGCAUAGACAACCCUAACCCACAGGACUUCCGUCCCAACUUUCCACUACAAGAUGUCCGCAAUUUGUAUCCUGCCGCCCAUCUAGGUGCCAGCAUCGCGACCAAGGGCCAGAUCGAGAGCUUCCUCAAAUCGGAGCACGGAGCGAAGCUGAAGGACGAGUCGCUGGUGGGGCAACUGUUGGGCGACCAGUCGUCGGGAGCGGCAGCCUCCCGGCCCGGCCACUAUCACCAGCUGGAGCAGACGAAGGAGGACAGCGCGCUCGAGAAGGAGGCGCUUCGGCAGCAGAUAGAGUACCUGAAGGCGCAAAGUGCCAAACAUCCCGUCGACCUGUCCGGCAACCCGAACCGCCCACCGAUCGUGUCCAACGCGCAAAAGUUUCGCCCAGUACGCCGCAUCCCCCUGCACGUGCGGCUCGGUGUGAAAGCUCCGUAUCCGUUGCCGCGCAUACCGCACUUCAACGACCGUCCGUACAGCAUCAGCUUCAAGAUCUGAAGCCCUGAAGGGACCCAGGUUGCUCCCAGGUGGGCAGGUG
Messenger RNA from Anopheles cruzii, 2023 nucleotides. RefSeq lists its product as uncharacterized. The record is from RefSeq and is a predicted model, not a curated record. The transcript is spliced from 4 exons. Bases 1 to 1983 code for a protein of 660 amino acids. Lineage: Eukaryota; Metazoa; Arthropoda; Insecta; Diptera; Culicidae.